This is a messenger RNA of Porites lobata, 1966 nucleotides long. The record is from the annotation of a GenBank genome assembly. NCBI's taxonomy places the organism in Eukaryota, Metazoa, Cnidaria, Anthozoa, Scleractinia, Poritidae.
AUGAUACCUGUAGUGGCUGUAGUAGCUGUAGUACCUGUAGUAGCUGUAGUAGCUGUAGUAGCACCUGUAGUAGCUGUAGUAGCCGUAGUACCUGUAGUAGCUGUAGUACCUGUAGUACCUGUAGUAGGUGUAGUACCUGUAGUAGCUGUAGUAGCUGUAGUACCUGUAGUAGCCGUAGUACCUGUAGUACCUGUAGUAGCUGUAGUAGCCGUAGUAGCUGUAGUAGCUGUAGUACCUGUAGUACCUGUAGUAGCCGUAGUAGCUGUAGUAGCUGUAGUAGCUGUAGUAGCUGUAGUAGCUGUAGUAGCUGUAGUAGCUGUAGUAGCUGUAGUAGCCGUAGUACCUGUAGUACCUGUAGUAGCUGUAGUAGCCGUAGUAGCUGUAGUAGCUGUAGUAGCUGUAGUAGCUGUAGUAGCUGUAGUAGCUGUAGUAGCUGUAGUAGCUGUAGUAGCUGUAGUAGCUGUAGUAGCUGUAGUAGCUGUAGUAGCUGUAGUAGCUGUAGUAGCUGUAGUAGCUGUAGUAGCUGUAGUAGCUGUAGUAGCUGUAGUAGCUGUAGUAGCUGUAGUAGCUGUAGUAGCUGUAGUACCUGUAGUAGCUGUAGUAGCUGUAGUAGCUGUAGUACCUGUAGUAGCUGUAGUAGCUGUAGUAGCUGUAGUAGCUGUAGUAGCUGUAGUACCUGUAGUACCUGUAGUAGCUGUAGUAGGUGUAGUACCUGUAGUAGGUGUGGUAGCCGUAGUAGCUGUAGUAGCCGUAGUACCUGUAGUAGCUGUAGUAGCUGUAGUAGCUGUAGUACCUGUAGUAGCUGUAGUAGCUGUAGUAGCUGUAGUACCUGUAGUAGCUGUAGUAGUUGUAGUAGCCGUAGUAGCUGUAGUACCUGUAGUAGGUGUAGUACCUGUAGUACCUGUAGUACCUGUGGUAGCUGUAGUAGCCGUAGUACCUGUAGUAGCUGUAGUAGCCGUAGUAGCUGUAGUAGCUGUAGUACCUGUAGUACCUGUAGUAGGUGUAGUACCUGUAGUACCUGUAGUAGCCGUAGUAGCUGUAGUAGCUGUAGCUGUAGUAGCUGUAGUAGUGUAGUACCUGUAGUAGGUGUAGUAGCUGUAGUAGCUGUAGUAGCCGUAGUAGCUGUAGUAGCUGUAGUAGCUGUAGUAGCUGUAGUAGCUGUAGUAGCCGUAGUACCCUGUAGUAGUACCCGUAGUAGCCGUAGUAGCUGUAGUAGCUGUAGUAGCUGUAGUAGCUGUAGUACCCGUAGUACCCGUAGUACCUGUAGUACCCGUAGUAGGUGUAGUACCCGUAGUAGCUGUAGUAGCCGUAGUAGCCGUAGUAGCGGUAGUAGGUGUAGUACCUGUAGUACCCGUAGUAGCUGUAGUAGCCGUAGUAGCUGUAGUAGCUGUAGUAGCACCUGUAGUAGCUGUAGUAGCUGUAGUAGUAGCGUGGUAGCCGUAGUACCUGUAGUAGCCGUAGUAGUUGUAGCCGUAGUAGCGUAGUACCCGUGGUAGCUGUAGUAGCUGUAGCAGCUGUAGUAGCCGUAGUAGCGAUAGUAGCUGUAGUACUUGUAGUACCUGUAGUACCUGUAGUACCUGUAGUAGCUGUAGUAGCCGUAGUACCCGUAGUAGCUGUAGUAGCCGUAGUAGCUGUAGUAGCCGUAGUACCCGUAGUACCUGUAGUAGCUGUAGUAGCUGUAGUAGUAGUAGUAGUAGCUGUAGUAGCUGUAGUAGCUGUAGUAGCUGUAGUAGCUGUAGUACCUGUAGUAGCUGUAGUAGCCGUAGUAGCUGUAGUAGCUGUAGUACCUGUAGUAGCUGUAGUAGCUGUAGUAGCUGUAGUAGCUGUAGUACCUGUAGUAGCUGUAGUAGCUGUAGUAGCUGUAGUAGCUGUAGUACCUGUAGUAGCUGUAGUAGCUGUAGUAGCUGUAGUAGCUGUAGUAGCUGUAGUAGCUGUAGUAGCUGUAGUAGCUGUAGUAGCUGUAGUA